Molecule: messenger RNA, 2592 nt
Organism: Drosophila mojavensis
Lineage: Eukaryota; Metazoa; Arthropoda; Insecta; Diptera; Drosophilidae
Gene: spz3
Product: protein spaetzle 3
Exons: 5
Coding region: 452-2302 (616 amino acids)
Biological process (GO): regulation of Toll signaling pathway; central nervous system formation; innate immune response
Cellular component (GO): extracellular region
Molecular function (GO): Toll binding; growth factor activity
Source: RefSeq, a predicted model, not a curated record
CGCCGAGAACGGCUCAGUCUCGAUUGUCAGCUUGUCGUGAAUGGUUUUUUAGCACAAGAGUCGCGGCUGCUCGACGGCAACCCAAACAGAUCGCGCGCAACUUAGAUUAACACAACACCUCAGCAGCAAUAAUAACAACAACAACAACAUAUGUAUAUAUAUAUAUAUAUAUAAAUAUAAUAUACUAUAUAACUCGCGACGCUUGUUGUGCGUGUGUAUAAGUGUGUGUGCCACUGUAUUUAACAUUUUGCAUAAAUCAUUUUGAAAGCGUGCGCUUCUGGUUCUAAAGCUGAUGCUGAUGCUGAUCGAUUCGAUUAUGCUAUAUGUAGGUUAGCCAGCAAGUUUGUUGCCUAAGUCUUUCGUAUAACAUGCACUGACGCAAAAAGUUCAAAACAAUUUACGUAAUACGGAACGUGAUUUGCUAGACGACAUAGACGACAGUCGGUGCGAGAUGUCUUUGGCCAACUUCUCGCUGCCUUUCGGCGGGCUUGCGCAGCCCUGGGGCGUUACGCUCGCCCCGCUACAUCCCAUCCAUCAGCUGGCCAGCAAUACAAACAAUUUGCUUUACUCGCCGGCUGAUCAUCAACAGCAGCACCAUCAGCAGCCGCAACAGCACACACAGCAGCAGCAGCAUCCAGAAUAUUACAAAAAUCAGCCAUACGGACCGCCAGCGCUGCAUCAGCAACAGCAGCAGCAGGAGAAUCCUAGUUAUCCAUAUGGCAGCAGACGCAAGCAAGGCACCGCCUACUUGCCGCCCACUGGCGCCUCGCGCAACUCUGUCUACCACAUACAACAGCAGCAGCAACAGCAUUCGGCGCAGUCGUCGAGCCAAGCUCAGCUGGAGACCAAUGAUAACAGCGUCUCAUUCCAGAGCAGCAGCAGCGCCGCGCAAAGCCAUAGCCAGAGCCAGAGCCAGCUGACGCAGUCGGCAGGCCGUGGCCCAGCUGAGGGCUCCUAUUCGCGCUAUCCAGGCCAGGCGCCCGCUGUCAAGCAGAAGCAGUACUACAACGUGCAUGGCACCGCCAGUGCCAGCGCCACCUUCAGCAAGAACAGCGGCAGCUUUAGUAUUACAGGCUUUGGCAAUAGGCAGCAGCAGCAGCAGCCGUCCAACGCGCAGCCACAGUCUCAGCAGCCGCCGAACUCGAAUCCUCAGCAACCACCGCCUCAGCCGGUGCAGCGUGGCAGGCAGCCUGACAAAACGGAAACACCUGCUGCCACAUAUGGCGUGGCGCCGCCUCCACCUGACAACUAUCCGGAACGUGCGCCUGGCUUUACGCGAGUUCAAGCCGGUCAGGGUUCCAGGACGCAGGUGCAUGCGGUGCUUGACUACGACGUGGAGGAGGGCGAGGAGGAGGAGGAGGAUGAGGACGGCGAUGAGAGCGAGUACUAUGAUGGCGAAACGCAGGAUAAAGAUAAAUCGCAUAAAAGCCCAAUGCCAACCGUGACACCCAUACAGGGUCCGAUCUUUUUGAAGAAUGGCAGCGUGCCGGUUGUGCCAUUAUUUUCCUAUCCCAAGUCGAACAAUGGCAGCUUCUUGCAGAUUCCGAUCUGGUGGACGGCGCUCUCCGUUGCGCUCGGCCUGGAUGUUCGAGGCGAUGUCAUCAAGGGCGUGCCCUGCAUCAAGCGUUAUCAUCAGCUGUUUUGCCCCACAGCAGGCAACAGCUAUCCCAUCGAUAAAAUUGAACGAUUCAUAGACGACAACAAGGCGCUGAUGCGUCGCAUGUACGGCGACUUCGAGAUGAAUAUGGAAGGUGGUGGUGGCGGUGGUUCAGGUGGGCAAGCCAAGGUGCGCAAGCGACGCUUCAUAGACGAGCCGGAUAUAUUCAUACCACCUGGCGCGUAUGCGGCUACAGCAGGUGAAGCCGGCGACAGUUACUUUGGCGAGCUGCGGAAGAAGCGGCAGGCAGCAGCUGGUGGCAAUCGGAAUCGAGGAGGCGCUGGAGGUGGGCCAGGUGGGGGUGGCACCAGUAGAGCCAAUAAUCUGCCCGGCAAUGCGAAUGGCAAUUCGGGCACAGGGCGACUCGAUGCAUGCGAAUCGAAAAUUGAAAUUGUGACGCCCUAUUGGGCCUCGAAUUCGGCCGGGAAAAUCAGAGCCAUUGUGAAUACGCAGCACUUCGAGCAGGCCAUACACCAGGAGGUGUGCAGCAACACCCAAACGUCACGCUGUGAGGGCGAAUGCGGCUGUGAGCAGAAAUAUAAAUGGCACCGUCUGUUGGCCUACGAUCCCGAUAACGAUUGCAAAGGCAUUUUUAUGGAUUGGUUCCUGUUUCCUUCAUGCUGUGUCUGCCGCUGCAAUCCCUAAAUCAUAUAUAGUAAAAGCUGAUGAUGAGAUGAAGAAGAAGAAGAAGAAGAGAUAGUGUUUCUUUUGUAGAAUGCCACUGAAUGUAUUUUAGUUGUUCUUAAGUAGAUCCUAAAACAAUUAAGUUACUCGUAGCGCUUAGUUUAAUGUUUAAAUUCUUUUUGUACGAGCCAUAUCCCAUCUAUAUAUCAUAUCGUAAUAUCCACCUACAGUCUCCAUUUUAUGUUGUUGUAUUUUAAAUUGUAAUUGUCAUUGACGAACGAUAAAUGAAUAAAAUUUAAAUUCGAAAUCAA